Messenger RNA from Enterobius vermicularis (human pinworm), 2166 nucleotides. The record is from the annotation of a GenBank genome assembly. Lineage: Eukaryota; Metazoa; Nematoda; Chromadorea; Rhabditida; Oxyuridae.
AUGGGUUUUGAAUGUGGACAAGUAGACUUGAAUGCUUUUGUUCGACUUGGAGCACUAAUUGAUGCGCUUGAAAGGGUGAACAAAGGUAAGGUUCUGCAGGACGUUGGUCUUUCUAUUGGAGCCAUUGUUGUCGACAGUUGCUCAAGCGACCUCCGUACUGUUGCUGAUCUGUAUGAACUCUUCUUUGGUACAAAUAUUGAAAAGUUACAAAAAAACACGAAACUUAUUAGUGUUACUUAUAGAUCAGAACUAAUUGGAUUGAUACGCGAUGAUUCUACUUAUUUGCCAAAUGUUGACGAUUUUUCUCGAUAUCUACGUAUUCCAACUAUCAAUACCUUCUUCAGCCCCGAAGAACGACCUAUGACCACUGGUAUGUUACCAACUGAAGAAAUGUUAGUUGAAGCAAUUUUAUCGUUAAUUAGAUAUACUCACAGUACCUGUGUUAGUGCUGUUUUUGAUGACAGUCAUGCAAGUACAGCAAAAAUGUUGGUCAUUCAUGCGGAGCGAAAAUUUAUCUGUGUUGACGGUCAGGUCCAUAUUACCGGCCAGUCGUCAGUUGAUGUCGCUCAAACAGCUAUUCGUAAACUGCUUCUGACACAGGCCCGUUUUGUUUUGGCUUUCGUGAAUGAUGGAACAUGGUUGGACAUACUACAAGCGCUCAGAAAUGAAAUGGUUAUUGCUGGUCGUUUUGUUUUUGUGGUUCCUCAGUCUGAGAGGUGGACAACUUCUUUAAAAUUUGCAGAUGCUUGGCCACAUUUCGAUCAACUUUUACUUACUGUUACAAACAAGCGUCUGACUAACCAAAAUUUUGUCAAUCAUUUAACGCAACGGUUUCCGAGCUUACCGUUUCCUCAACACUGGUUAAGACAGUUUUGGAUGACGGCGUUCAAAUGCCACAUUGAAGGAGAAAAUCUUCCAGGCAAAAAGUUCUCAAGGCCAUGUAGUAAUCGCCAGACAUUAAGCUUAACGUCUGUAGUUCCAGAUUUGAAUCUUGAGCCAAUUACGUUAGCAGUUCACUCUAUGGCCGUUUCUCUUCGACAGCUAGUUGAUAGAGUGUGUCCAGGGGCGCUUCUUAAAACACUUUCGGACUGUGUGAAUGACCCUUUCCCAGCACUCUUCCGUUCGAUAAAGUCUUCUGGCUUUAAUCACUUCAUUAGUACAGAGCCUGAUGUUUACAUAAACUCAACUACUGGAUUUAGAGAUGCAGAAGUAAUAAUUAAUCGCGUUAGAAUCAGCUCUCAAGAAAUCCAGUUUGAAGAAGUAGCAAACUGGGACAUACACCGAGGGUUGCGUUAUGUAGCUCCUAACGAUCUGUUUUUGGAGGAGAGAGACGGCAGUCGUCAACGUGUGCAUUCAUCUUGUCCAAGAUCUGCUUGUGCUUUACGUUUCGCAUAUCAAAAACAGGCUAGUAGUAUUCCAUCAUUUCGAUCUGGGCUUAAUGAUUUGAGUACAAUGAUAUUUGCUGGAUUUUCGAUACUGUGGAUGUUUAUCUGUCUGAUGUGCGUUUAUCAACAGCUGAUCUCUCGAACAGAAGAUUUAUACCGAGUUUGCACAAUGGUCAUGUUUGUUGGACUUGCCUUCCUAUCGUUCAUAUCAGUCUUCUUUAUAAUGGUUCCUUCCUCCAUUACAUGUGCGGUGCGUUCUACCUGUCUGUCUAUUGCCCUUUCAUCCGUUUUUUCUCCAAUAUUGGUUAAGUCAGUUCUUUCAUGGCGACGUGAAAUGAUACUGUCAAAUCUUCAAAGCGCACGAAGUGGUAAUGCACACAGUUCGACAAUGUUUUGGUUGUCAGCAAUUGGUAUUUUCUUCCAAGUUGUAGUUGUUGCCGAAUGGAUGUUUUUUGAAUCGCCAAUAAGUCUAACUUUUUCAACAUUUGCGGAAGAGUCGAUGUGGAGAUGUGCGCCCGGUCAAAAAUACGAACAGAGGUUGUUCUACUCGUUGAUACUUGUUGCAAUGAUGGUUGUUACAACGGUUGUAACUUCACUGAUUACUGCCAAAAAUAUGGACAGCAGGCAGAACAUUCUCGUUUCAAUAAUAGCUGCGUUAUUUGGAAUUUCGUUAUAUUUAGUUUUACCGCUUCUCAGAUACUCAAUUCGAGAUAAAGUUUUUUCUAGUGGUAAGUUCAGCUUUUUGGGAAUUCCGAACAGAGAAGUUGAAGGUUAUGACUAA